Molecule: messenger RNA, 1119 nt
Organism: Tetrahymena thermophila SB210
Lineage: Eukaryota; Ciliophora; Oligohymenophorea; Hymenostomatida; Tetrahymenidae
Exons: 2
Biological process (GO): cilium organization
Cellular component (GO): cytoplasm; motile cilium
Source: RefSeq, a predicted model, not a curated record
AUGAAUCAGAUUGAUGCUCAUAAAUUAACAAUUAUUCUUAGAGACGCUACAGAGAGAUUAACUUUUCUAGAUACUAUCAACAGAUAAGAUGAUCUAUCUUCAGAAUUAGCAGGUUAUGAAAUAUCCAAGUUGUUGAAAAAGCAGAAAAAUUUAGAAAAUUAAUACGCCGAUUUAGUUUAGCUUCGUACUUCAUUAACUGGCAUUUAAAAUAAAAAGAACCUCAUUGAAACUCAAACAAAGAUCGUAGAUGUUGCUCAAAAUUUAAAGGAAAGUACAAAAAAAUUGUGUAGACUGUUUAAAGAAAAUCCUGAUUUAGAAAGUGAUGCAUUAAAAGUUAAGAAAGAUAGAAUAUAAUUUAUGGCAGUUAUUGAAUAAUUAAUUUAAAUGGUUUAAAAUAAUUCUUUGACUAAGUUCUAAAGCAUGACCACUUUGGAAUUAGAAGAUCAAGAUAGGUUACGUAAGCUAAUUUUUAGAGAGAAAGAGCUUUACCAAGAGAUAAAAAAACUAUAGUUUGACCGUAAUCAAGAAAACAAAGAAUAUGAUAAUGAAUAGAAAGACACUAAUUUAAAAAUAUAAAAUUUGAAGGAAAGACUGCUGUAUAAAAAGGCUCGUGCUUAAUUAAAAAAUUAAUAUAAAGAAAAGGAGGCUAGAGCCGAAGAAGGAACUUAAUAACGCAUGUAUGAAUUUGAAUAAAAGCAAUUAAAGGAGAAGAUAAAUAAUCUUAAAUAGAAAACAGACACUGAAAAUAUGGUGCAUGAGUAAUUAAGAAACUUUUUGAUUGAAAAAGAAGAUUAAAUCAAGUAAAAGAGUGAUGAAUGGGCUAAAAAAGUUGAAACUUGCAGAGAACAAUUACAAGAAGAAAUUGAUAGACUCACUGUAGAGAAAGAAAAAAAAUAAGAAGAACUCAGGGAAUUAAGAGAAAGAGAUCAAAAAGAGCAAGAGGAAAAAGAUAGAAGAGAGAGGUAGGAAUUAGAAGAGGCAGAUCGCAAAUAGCAAGAAGAACUCGAUCAAAUUAGAUUAGAUAAUGCUAUUAAGCUCAUCCAAAUAGAGUAUCAAGAAUGGAAAGAUGCUGGUGGUGGAAAGAAAAAGAGAAAGAAAGGCAAAAAGAAAAAGAAAUGA